AUGUGUCCUGUGUGGCUAUUAAUGGCGGUGGUGGUAGGCGGGGCCAGGGGAGCUGUCAAUCAGUGCUGGGAGCAUCCAAGCUGCCACGAGCUGAAGUCUGACAGCAGCAUGAUGGAGUGCAUCCAGCUCUGUCGCCCCCAGCUGGCAGCCCUCCCCGUCGUCGCCCACCUCCAAGCUCCACCUCCAUUAGGCCCCUCCUCCUCCUCCCAUCAGCCCAAACGCCCUUACUUCAUGGAGCAUUUCCGCUGGGGGAAGCCCGUCGGCCAGAAACGGCGCCCGGUCGUCUACACUUCCAACGGUAUGGAGGAGGAGUCGGCCGAGGCGUUCCCCGGGAAGAUGAGGAGGCGCAGGAAGGAGGAGGAGCUCCUGGGUGGCUUCCAGGACAAGACGCGUGGCUUCCACUUGGGCGGCAAACGCUACGGUGGCUUCAUGAAGAGCUGGGACGAACAGAGCCAGAGGCCGCUGCUCACGCUCUUCAGAAACGUCAUCAACAAAAACGCACCGCAGCCGAAGUGA
Molecule: messenger RNA, 516 nt
Organism: Centropristis striata (black sea bass)
Lineage: Eukaryota; Metazoa; Chordata; Actinopteri; Perciformes; Serranidae
Product: pro-opiomelanocortin-like
Exons: 2
Coding region: 1-516 (171 amino acids)
Biological process (GO): neuropeptide signaling pathway
Cellular component (GO): extracellular region
Molecular function (GO): neuropeptide hormone activity
Source: RefSeq, a predicted model, not a curated record